AUGAAGUUCGGGUGGCUACAAGUAGCCGGCCUAACGGCUUCGGUGGUUAAUGCAGAUCCUCUGGCCUAUUCUCCUCCAUAUUAUCCCUCUCCAUGGAUGACUGGUGCGGGCGAGUGGUCUGAUGCAUACAUACGCGCCGUCGAAUUUGUCUCUAACCUAACAUUGGCCGAGAAAGUCAACUUGACAACCGGUACCGGGUGGGAGCAAGAGCGAUGUGUUGGUGAGACUGGGAGCAUUCCCCGACUUGGGAUGUGGGGAAUGUGCAUGCAGGACUCGCCAUUGGGUAUACGCUUCAGUGAUUACAACUCUGGUUUCCCUUCUGGUGUCAAUGUUGCCGCGACAUGGGAUAAGCGACUUGCCUACCAGCGUGGUACGGCAAUGGGAGAAGAGCACCGCGACAAGGGCGUGGAUGUGCAGCUGGGUCCUGUUGCUGGCCCUCUGGGAAAGUACCCCGAGGGCGGUCGUAACUGGGAAGGAUUCUCGCCGGACCCUGUAUUGACUGGUGUGAUGAUGGCCGAAACCAUCAAGGGGAUGCAGGAUGCUGGUGUCAUUGCUUGUGCAAAGCAUUUCAUUGGAAAUGAGCAGGAGCAUUUCCGUCAGUCUGGCGAGGCUCAGGGAUACGGGUACAACAUCUCUCAGAGUCUGAGCUCAAAUAUUGACGACAAAACCAUGCACGAGUUGUAUCUUUGGCCCUUCGUGGACUCCAUCCGUGCUGGUGUUGGCUCUGUCAUGUGCUCCUACAAUCAGAUCAACAACAGUUACGGUUGCGGAAACAGCUACACCCUCAACAAGCUGCUCAAGGGCGAGCUGGGAUUCCAGGGCUUUGUUAUGAGCGAUUGGGGUGCGCACCACAGCGGUGUUGGGUCUGCUCUGGCCGGUCUGGAUAUGUCUAUGCCCGGUGAUGUCUACCUGGGUAGCCCUUACUCCUACUGGGGUACCAACCUGACCAUCUCCGUUCUAAACGGCACCGUCCCAGAAUGGCGCAUCGACGAUAUGGCUGUCCGAAUCAUGGCUGCUUAUUAUAAGGUUGGACGUGAUCGCGUCAGAACCCCUCCCAACUUCAGCUCCUGGACACGCGAUGAAUACAACUUCCAGCAUGCUAUGGUCAGCGAGGGCUGGGGCAAGGUCAACGAGCGCGUAAAUGUCCAGCGUGACCAUGCCCAGAUCAUCCGCAAGAUUGGCUCUGACAGCACUGUCCUGCUCAAAAACAAGGGUCGUGCACUGCCUCUUACCCAUGACGAGAAGUUUAUCGCUAUUCUGGGAGAGGAUGCGGGCUCUAAUGCUUAUGGCGCCAAUGGGUGCAACGACCGUGGCUGUGACAACGGAACUUUGGCCAUGGGCUGGGGUAGUGGAACUGCCAAUUUCCCUUAUCUGAUUACACCCGAGCAAGCCAUCCAAAAUGAAGUCCUGGAAUACAGCAACGGGCAGACCAACGUCUUCGCUGUGACCGAUAGCUGGGCCCUCAAGGAGAUGGCCGCCCUGGCUGCUCAGGCUGAUGUUGCACUGGUUUUCGUGAAUGCCGACUCUGGCGAGGGGUUCAUCAACGUUGAUGGCAACGAAGGUGACCGCAAGAACCUGACGCUGUGGAAGAAUGGCGAAGAGGUGAUCAAGACUGCUAGUCAACACUGCAACAACACCAUCGUUGUGAUUCACAGCACAUCCGCUGUUCUGAUUAGUGACUGGUAUGACAACGACAACAUUACCGCCAUUGUCUGGGCUGGUUUGCCAGGCCAGGAGAGCGGCCGCAGUCUGGUGGACGUACUGUAUGGCCGUGUCAACCCCGGUGGUAAGACUCCAUUCACCUGGGGCAAGGCUCGCAAGGACUACGGGCCUCCUCUCCUCACAGUGCCCAACAACGGUGCGGAUGCUCCUCAGGACGACUUCGAGGAUGGUGUCUUCAUUGACUAUCGCCGCUUUGACAAGGAUAACACGGAGCCCAUUUACGAGUUCGGUUACGGGUUGAGCUAUACCAACUUUACCUUCUCCGACCUGAAGGUCAUUCCUCUUGUCUCGCCUAAAUACAACAAAUACCAAGCAACCACUGGGAAGACCAAAAAAGCCCCCGUUCUCGGUGAAGCUGGCAAGGCUUCGGAUAAUCUGUUCCCCGAAGGAAUUAAGCGCGUCCGCCAGUACCUUUACCCGUGGUUGAACUCGACCGACCUGCGUGCGUCGUCCGGCGACCCUGACUAUGGCAUGGACUCUAAGGACUACAUUCCAGAGGAUGCCACUGACGGCUCUCCUCAGGACCUCCUCCCCGCUAGCGGUAACUCCGGUGGCAAUCCUGGUCUGUUUCAAGACCUCUACCAGGUGACCGCUACUAUCACUAACACCGGGUCCGUGACUGGUGACGAAGUUCCCCAGUUGUACGUUUCCCUUGGUGGCGAUGAUGAGCCGUCGAAGGUCCUGCGUCAGUUUGACAGAGUCACUAUUGCCCCUGGCCAGACCCUCCAGUGGACCACUACUCUGACCCGCCGUGACGUCUCUAACUGGGAUGUUGACUCCCAGAACUGGGUAAUCUCCGACGCCCAAAAGAAGGUGUAUGUCGGUAACUCAUCCCGCAAGUUGCCUCUUUCGGCCGAUUUGCCCUCGGUCGAGUAA
This is a messenger RNA of Penicillium coprophilum, 2598 nucleotides long. RefSeq names its product beta-glucosidase. Gene Ontology annotation, biological process: glucan catabolic process. Gene Ontology annotation, molecular function: beta-glucosidase activity. The record is from RefSeq and is a predicted model, not a curated record. Lineage: Eukaryota; Fungi; Ascomycota; Eurotiomycetes; Eurotiales; Aspergillaceae. The transcript is spliced from 3 exons. The coding region runs from base 1 to 2598 and encodes 865 amino acids.